CGAUUUCAGGCAAGUUGAGGUCUCGUAUACCGAUUCUGCUUUUUAUGACACUUGGUAAAGGAUGAAAUCGGGCAUUUAUAGCUGGAUUUCACCAAGAACGGAAAGUUAGACCACGCAAAUAGUGAUGAAUGGACAAAAUAUCUGAGUUCAUCCAUAUAUGGAACGGCAACCUGCGGUGCGUAAAAAGCGCGCACAGGGGUGGGGGCUUCUUUGGAGACGUUGGACUGGAGCGCACAACAGCACGACUCUGCAUCCACAGGUUGCAUCGCGUCUUUCUGCAGCUCUGUGAGCAUCUUGGCAGCACAGACAUUAGAAACAGAGACGGUGAAGAUGAAGUGCGGGGUCGUUAGGGGACGCAAUUGGAACGGUUCGGACUUUGGCUGCUCAUAGACGCCCAUAAGCAAAAUGCUUGAUCCACAGCCUCGGACAGCUCACUCAUAACCUGCCUAAAUAAUUACACCCGACUGCGCAGGACUUUUUAUGUCGUUAAAUUAUCUUACCAACGUCUCUCCCAGAGACUGUGCGUUUUAUAUGGAAGCAUCAUGCUACAGGUCCCUCUCUGCAGCUGCACCCCGGCGACAUAAUGGCAUGUAGGAGCGGCGGCUGCUGCGGUUCCGGUCCAAUAAACGAGGAUAACGCGAGGUUCCUGCUCCUGGCAUUGUUCAUCAUCAUCUAUCUCCUGUGUGGAGCCGCCGUCUUCUCCGCGCUGGAGCAGCCAAAGGAGCGAGAGGCGAAGGAGCGCUGGGCGCAGAGGUUUGAGCUCUUCAGCCAGAAGUAUAACCUAAGUAAGAAAGACCUGAACAACUUUCUGAGGAACUACGAGGAGGCGAACGUGGCGGGGAUCCGCGUGGACACAAUCAGACCUCGAUGGGACUUCACCGGCGCCUUUUACUUCGUGGGAACUGUGGUGUCAACCAUUGGGUUUGGAAUGACCACUCCGGCCACCAUUGGAGGAAAAGUCUUCCUGAUGUUUUACGGCCUCCUCGGCUGUGCGGCAACCAUCCUCUUCUUCAACCUCUUCCUGGAGCGUGUCAUCACCGUCAUCGCUGUCGUCCUCAAGUCCUGCCACGAGCGGCGCCACAACAAAGCGGUUCUCCCGCAAAAUGGCCGACGAGUCUCUGAGGGAAACAGGGCAGGUGUAGCAGGAGGGAGUGGGGGAGGAAAAGGAGCGGACUUGGCCGGCUGGAAGCCUUCGGUGUACUGCGUCAUGCUCAUUCUAGGGGUGGCAGCGAUCUUGGUUUCCUGUUGUGCCUCGCUCAUGUACUCAGCAGCGGAAGGGUGGGGCUACCUGGACUCGCUCUACUUUUGCUUUGUGGCCUUCAGCACCAUUGGCUUUGGCGACAUGGUGAGCAGCCAGCGGGUAGUCUACGAGGGCCACGCAACCACCGCGUAUCGACUGGGCAACUUCCUCUUCAUCCUGACCGGCGUCUGCUGCAUCUACUCCCUCUUCAACGUCAUCUCCAUCGUCAUCAAGCAGGUCCUCAACUGGCUGCUGAGGAGGCUGGAAGCUCCCUGCCGCUGCUGCUUGCCCAGAAGGGGUCACCACCCGCACAGGCACCCCCGACGGAACGUGGUAGCUCCAGGUCACUUGCGAGCCCGUAGAGACCCCUCCAUUGAGACUGAUGCCAUCAACGAGAGCGAGACUGACAAUGGGCGCAGGAUGUCUGGGGAAAUGAUCUCCAUGAGGGACUUUCUAGCAGCCAAUAAGGUGAAUCUGGCUAUUAUGCAGAAGCAGCUUUCCGAGAUGGCAAUCGGGCACCCGCGCCAAUCCAGCUCCUGUUCGCAUCAGAAUGGAUUCUCCGGAGGGGUGGGCGCCCUCGGCAUCAUGAACAACCGGCUGGCAGAGACCAGUGUUGACAGAUAGGGGAACAGCGUGAAUCCUGUUUAAAGGGUACAAAAGACUGGCAGGGUGAGACGGUUAUGGACAAAUUGACACUGAAGAAUGCCUUCCUGAAUAAAAACCCCGGCAGAAGAUCCAGGUGGUGAACAAGACUGAAUUUAUGAAUACAACUUUUCCAUCAUCGAGCAAGCUGACCCCCGAGCAAGAACAGAGUAGAAUCAAACUCUCUUCUCUGACAAGAACAUGGCUACAUGAAAGAUGCAUGAUAGUCUGCUGGAGCAUCACAUCUGGACCACGCUCUGUGUGCUGAAAUGUUCCCCUGUGAGGAAUUCAGUUUCCAUGGUGAUGUAAAAAAAAUUCCUGCCUAGAGAUCUUGUACCCAAGCCUUAAAGACAUGAUGGACUACAUGCUUCUUCACACCAAACCGCUUCACUUAACUUCCACUCAUCCACAGUACUUCACAAUACUCUCUACAAGUCCAACCAUGUCCACGCUCUAUCUGUAUUUAACGAAGAAGAAAUAGCUUUAAUAAAAUGCCUGUUUCUUG
This is a messenger RNA of Labrus mixtus (cuckoo wrasse), 2387 nucleotides long. It is a transcript of the gene kcnk13b, whose product is annotated as potassium channel, subfamily K, member 13b. Gene Ontology annotation, biological process: potassium ion transmembrane transport; stabilization of membrane potential. The transcript is spliced from 3 exons. Gene Ontology annotation, cellular component: membrane. Gene Ontology annotation, molecular function: potassium ion leak channel activity. Lineage: Eukaryota; Metazoa; Chordata; Actinopteri; Labriformes; Labridae. The coding region runs from base 584 to 1864 and encodes 426 amino acids. The record is from RefSeq and is a predicted model, not a curated record.